AUGGCGCCUCUUAAAAUUAUUUCACUCGCCGCUGCCUCUGCGCUCCUGAUGGCCAACGCAACCCAAGGAAAUACAGACAGUGAUGACGGCUUAGAAGAGGGACAAUCGUCAACCUACACAGUGGAUCUUGGUGAACCCAAUGUGUGCCUUGACGAGAUCAACGCUGCUCGCGAAGGCGCUGGACUAGCACACUUCCUGGUGGCAGAGAAAGGUUUAGAAACGUGGCCUAAAACUGACGCAAAAUCAGUCAGCCAACAGGCUAAGCCAUGGGAUCCUGUUUGCGAUGCUCUGAUAAAAAAAGAAGAAGAAAUCACGGUACAGCAAGGCGCCGAAGGAAAUGAAUUUCCAAGCGGUACAUACGCCUUCAUGGCCUUGGAUACAGCAGAGGCGGACUGCGCUGCCGCAGUGAGCCACUGGAAGGACGCCGCCAGCAACUUCACCUCCCUCCCUCCACCGAAGACUGAAGGAGAGGAACUCUACGAGAAACAACAUAACGUUUCUUUUAUUGCCAUGUAUAACCCCUCGGAGAAAGCCACGGCUGACUGCCGAGUAGUCACCUGCACACAAGCAACAACUCCCGUGGUAUUUAGCUCACGGAGCGGUGCGGGUGAAAAGAAAGGCUAUGCCCUACUGUGCAUGACCACACCUGAUGCACUUGAAGACGAGGAAGCUCCCUUCACCGAAGAGCAGUGGAAGAAGAUCAAGGCAUCCAUCACAGGUUCUGCCUCUGCUGUUGCACCGAAGGCUGAAGGAGAGGAACUCUACGAGAAACAACAUAACGUUUCUUUUAUUGCUAUGUAUAACCCCUCGGAGAAAGCCACGGCUGACUGCCGAAUAGUCACCUGCACUCAAACGGCAGCUUCCGGCAAAAUAGUAUUCAGUUCACGGACCAGUGCGGGUGAAAAGAAAGGCUAUGCUCUACUGUGCAUGACCACGCCUGAAGCACUUAAAGACGCCGAAGCUCCCUUCACAGGGGAAGCUGAAGGGCUUGAUACGAGUGUAGCCGUCAGUAGCAAGAAGGGGCACCAUACAACUCCCGGGCCCACGGCCGGAAUAGCAGAAGGCAGCCAUACAGGGAUGUGCAUCACUGCAUGCCUGCGCGCGUGUUUCUACACAUCUCUGCGUGCAUACCUCCAUGCAUUCGUGCGUGUUGCGGAAGAAAACAGUAAGUCUAGCAACCUUCCGCAGCACGCACUUUUUUGGCUGGCGAAGUACAGAGGGGAAGCUGAAGGGCUUGAUACAAGUGUAGCCGUCAGUAGCAAGAAGGGGCACCAUACAACUCCCGGGCCCACGGCCGGAAUAGCAGAAGGCCACGGUUUCAAGACACCUUAA
Messenger RNA from Eimeria mitis, 1332 nucleotides. Its product is annotated as SAG family member. Bases 1 to 1332 code for a protein of 443 amino acids. NCBI's taxonomy places the organism in Eukaryota, Apicomplexa, Conoidasida, Eucoccidiorida, Eimeriidae. The record is from RefSeq and is a predicted model, not a curated record. The transcript has 7 exons.